AUGCUCUUCAUUGCCAUCGUAUUCACUCUUUUUGCCUUGGCUUACGCUCAAAUCCUGAGCUGCAGCACUGCUACUUCUCCUUCACUGAACAACGCCUGUCCCAGUGGAUAUACCCUGGUCUCCAACGCAUGCUGUCCCAAUGCAAAUGUCAUCACCGUCACCUCUACGAGAGCACCCACCACUUGCGUAGACAAAAUCAACGCUCAAACGCUGAAGUCUGACUGCCCUGCAAUGAAGAGCUAUUGCAACAACUCCGCUUACAAAGCACUCAUGACGGAACAGUGUCGUCUUACUUGUGGACUAUGCACCAGCAAUCCUGGUGAUUCGUCGCUGAUAAAGAAGAAAAGGAAAGAAAACUUUCUUCUACUGACUCGAGUGGAGAUGGGCGGCGGCCCUCUCUGUUGCUGUUGUUUCGCGAACAAUGUACGGCACCUGGUGCUAUUACUCACUUCGAUUUGCAUAUCUGUACUAUUCAUGAACCUCAUCCUCUUCAAUUUCACUGCCAUAUUGGAUGCCGACCUGCCAUCGGGGCUACAACCCGUCCCAUCUCUUGACAGCCUGCAUGCGUACACCAUUUGGCAUGAUCGCCUCAAAAGGGCGAUUAAUGGCACAAACGAGGGACUGAAUUCUCCAUUGUCCAAAAGAGAUGACGGAGAUGAGCGUCCGGUUCUUCCGAGCACUGCUUCACCCGCACCUUCCUUUGCACCGUCAACGGCAGCCACUACCAAAAAGACUGAAAAGCCGAAACCUGUGUUUUUCACAAACUUUCCCUCCGAUGCGACCACUACAAAAUCCCCCUUGAAUGAGAAGCCUCCUCUUGCAUCAGAUCCGAGGGAUGUUGUUAGGAAUGAAGUCCAGCGGGCCAUUGAUAGGCUUGAAGGUCGUGGUGAAGAUGUGAAGUCUACUCCAUAUGUGCCCGGAAAGGUGGACAAAGAAUAUAUGGAGCCCAAGGUGUCGACUGGCAGUGAGAUAAAGAGAUAUUUUUUGUACGCUGCUCCUGGAUUUGGGUGCCUUCUUGGGUUGGCUCCUGCAAUUCUUCUGCUAAAACGCUGCGGUGUCCGUGUCACACUAUCCGUGACAUUGGCCAUGUGCGGCAUACUAACAGCCAUAGUUCCAAUUCUGUCGCAGUUCGGUUUUUCUGCGCUAUUUCCUCUCAGAUUAUUCAUGGGUAUGUGCUUCGCACCAUGUCUCCCCGUUUUGGGUGCUGUUUGUGCAAACUGGGGAUGCUUGAAUGAACAGCUGUUGUUUAUCGCUACUGCUUUCGGCUUUAUUCAGAUUGCCCCGUUGUUAUCAUGGCCUCUAACAAUGGUAGUGUUUUCGAACGAAGUUCCGCUUACCGCAAUCUAUGCAGUUCAUGGUGGUAUCACGCUGUUACUUUCAAUAAUUUUCGCUGCAUUUUAUCGCGAUCGGCCACAGCAUCAUCCUUGGGUGAAUGGACUUGAACUGAAUAAAAUUGUUGCUGGAAAAGUGCAGGAGCUGAAGAGCAAUCGAGCCCAGUCAGGAGCGUUUCCCAUCUUGCUGCGUUCUGUAGCAGCAUGGUCACUUUGGAUUGCUGCGUUUGGGGCGUUCUUUGCUAUCGCUCUGGUCGUUACAUAUAUGCCAUCGAUUCUGUCCUGUCAGGAAAUAUUUUUGGUUGAUUAUCUCGGAGUCUAUUCGGCGCUUCCCUUCAUAUUGGUGCCGCUCGUCCUGCUUGGUGCUGGACUUAUCAAUAGAUGGUCAUGUUGUUCGACUACUAUUCAUGUGCGAGUGUGGAACACCGUAUGGACUGCGCUUAUUGUCCUUGUAUUCAUCUCGCUUCCCAUCAUUUUUUACCUCGAGGAAUCUGCAAUAUCAUUACGUUUUCUUCCAUUCGUGCUUGCUCCCUUGGGACUUUGUAUUUGUGGAGUCAUGCGCAGUCUUUGCCUCGUUGGAAGAGCAUUUACGCAACAUAUCAUCGCCUAUAUGGGUGCUAGCGUUGGUGUUGCUUUCAUCAUCGCUCCAUUGGUCAUCUUCACCUAUCUGAAUGCUAACUCUCUCGCGGAAUGGACGAAAGUGUUCUUGACUUCAGCCGCCAUUGUCGCCAUCUCAUCAAUUGUUUUCGCUAUCUUUGGAAGAGGACGUGCUUCGAACUGGGCCGCUUCUUCAUGGGAUCCACUCAUCUCGACGAAGAUGAGGAAUCUUCAGCCUAUCGAUUUCAGCCAGGAUGAAUGUGGAUUGUAUGAGCUGCGUCUCAUCGACCCGAACAAAAAAUAGACGUUGUCGAAUAUUUCACUGCAAUGCAUAUUCACUUACCUAUGAUAAGAUGCUCAUCGGUUUUCUCAAUUUUUUUUCUCUAAUGUGCUCUCCUUAUAUACCCUUUCCGUGAACUAUUGAUUUGUGGAAGAUUUUCUUUGUCGAAUGCUAAUUGAGAGCUUCCGCCAUUUGUGCCUUUUGUUUUGCCUUGACGCUUUUGUCAUCGGGUUGUGUUUUUUCUUUGCGCCUUUUGAGGAGCCCUACGCACUCUUGUAUAGUUCCAAAAACUUAUUGCCCGUUAACUUUCGUGGAAAGCCUAGGGUAUAUCUCUAGCAGGUGAUCGUAUCUGCCCAUUUCAUAUCUGUUUCCAUAGCUUCAUUAAUUUGCCAUCGUUCAGCUUGAAACUCAUGUUUAAAACCUGAAGUUAAGAUGUAAUAAAAGCUUGC
This is a messenger RNA of Cylicocyclus nassatus, 2657 nucleotides long. NCBI's taxonomy places the organism in Eukaryota, Metazoa, Nematoda, Chromadorea, Rhabditida, Strongylidae. The record is from the annotation of a GenBank genome assembly.